ACUAAAUAAUAACAACCCUCUGUUAAAUAAAAAUAUAAUAGAAAAAAAAUACAACUUCACCUGUAACGCAUGAAUUAAUCAUCUUUAACACAUUUAUUGCUGUUAUUUUUAUGUUGUUAACAAAAACCAUCGUCUUCUUCAGGGUAUUUGCAAGUGUUUUUUUAUUGAUUCACAUAAAGAAAUUGGCACACGUACAUAACUGAAGUUUAAAAAGUGGUUCAAUUUAAAACAGACAAAAGCAAAAAUCAAAAACAAAAUAUUUUAUUUAAAAGUCUGGAAAUUUUGUGCAAAAUAUUAACGAUUAAACUACAUAACAGCAAUUAUAAACCAUAAUUCAAUAUGAAUUUCAUUGUGAUUGGCAUGUUAAUAAUGCAGGCUGCAAGAUUGGCUUGCGGGACAUGUGUUUUAGAAUCCGAUUUUGGUUUUAUACUCAAUUGUAACUUCAAAAAAUCUGGACUAUUUCGUGUAAGAAAUUUGGGAGGCCUUAAAGCGCACUUUGGUUUAGGUUUUAGUUUGGGUGAUGAAUUGGGUUUUGCCGAGUCAUUGGGAAAUGUGGAGGGUGGUCGACGACGUUCGAUUGGCUAUAAAAAUGGACCACCACCCAACGCGGUUGGAGUACUGCCAGGAAAUCAACAGAUCACCCAACAAUCCCUGAAUGAUAAACGUAUAAUUUCACGAUCCCCCAUGGCCAUCAGUCCUGAACUCCGAGAAUCUUUGACAAAACAAGCCAAGGCUGCAGCAGCCGCUGAUAUGUUAGCAAAACAAGCGGCAGUCAAUCAAAUGGCAGCAAAACAAGCUGCCAUGGUAGAUUUGGCUGCCCGCCAAGCGGCUCUAGCUGAACUACAAGCCCAAAAAGCUAGACAGGGACCUCUAAUGACAGAAGCUCGUCCUCUACCCUUGGGAGUGCCCGCCUUUAAGCCCAUACCUAAAAAACAAAUACCUCUACAAACAGCACAAAGAAGAUCGAAUAUAGCUGUCGAUACACCCAACUCUAAAAUGAGUGUAAACAAUAGGGUGGUAGAUAUGUAUACACAACAAAUCAAUGCAAAUCGCACCUUCCAUUCACACAAUCCCAUCGUUUCCCAACCCAUGGCCGUACCCGCUUUUCAAGCCAUGCCUGAUUCUGUAAAUAAAAUAACAGCUGUUUUGAAACCUCCUGCCACAUUACCGGUUCAACAACUGCCCUUACCCUCGAAUACACAUCCUAAUUAUUUACAAUUUGAGGAACCUAAAUUCGAUUUGAAAGACAUCUCAGUUGAGGAAUUAGCUCGUGCGGCAAAUGUUAGUGUGGAUACUAUAAAACAUGCCAUCUAUGUGAGAGAACAACAAAUGAGAGCGGAACAGAGAGCAAUGUUGGCAGCAAAAUUAAGAGAAGAAUUUAUAAGGACCUCAACAUCGACUAGUUCUACGACAACAUCUACUACUACAACGACCACUACACCGCGUCCAGUUUUACAAUAUUUCGAGAAUGCAAAUGCACUCAGUGAGAAUAAGAUGUCAAAGGUAAUGAAUGCUCCCAAAGAAUACUAUCCUGUUGGAUAUGAUAAAAACUUUGAUGACAACUUUAAGUCUAAAGUGGAUUUACCUCCCACCUCAUUCUCUUGUGCCAAACAGAAACAUUUUCCUGGUCUUUAUGCUGACACCGAUUUGGGCUGCAUGGUCUUUCAUGUUUGCGCUCUUACCGAUGAUGGCAUGGUACGCAAAUCUUUCCUUUGUCCUGAAAAUACACUUUUCGAUCAAACUAUACUCAAAUGUAAUUGGUGGUUUUAUGUUGAUUGUUCUGCUUCUAAAAGUGUUUACGAUUCGAAUAUACCCAUUUCGAAAAGUUAUCAACUAAUGAAAUCUUUAACAUAUUUCUCAAAAUUCACAAAAACUAAAGAUGGUGAGGAAAACAAUGAUGGUGGUUUAGAUAUACAAACUCUUAAAGAUUCUAUGGAUAAUGUAGAUCGUAAAUCUAGUGAUGAUGUAGAGGAGGAAGGAGAUGAGACUAUAACAUCACCGGCCGAAGACGAGCAUCAACAGUUGAAUGAGUCAUAAGUUUUAGUUUAAUUAAUAUCUAGUUUUUAGCUUAAAUUUAGUUAUAUAAUGCGUAUGUCUGUCUCUAUCUCUCUCUUUCACUCGUAACACUCUCGUUUGUGUCAAAAAAAAAAAAACGGAAACAAAAACAAAGAAAAACGAAUCAAAUUUCAUUAUAGUCAUUUGUUUUUAGUUUCAUAUAUAUAUUUUCUUCAAUUAAUUUAAAGAAAACAACUAAUCAACUUAAUAAUUUUCGCUAGAGCGAUACCUACAAAUGAUUUGUUUUUCUUUUUAUUUAGAAACCUAAUUUUCUUUCAUUCAGUUUCCUAAGUUUUGUGUUUAAGGUUGUUUUUAUGUUCUUAGUUAAAUGUACAAUUUUGUUCAAUUUUUUAUAUUACCUUUUUACUAAGAGAAGAAAAAGUUCGUUAUUUUUUUGUUUUGUGUGGAUAUUUUUAAAUUAUUUAUUAUACAAAUAAUAUAUAUUUUUUUGUAAUAAAAAAAGAAAUAUAAAAAAAUAUAUCUAAAGAA
Messenger RNA from Lucilia cuprina (Australian sheep blowfly), 2544 nucleotides. RefSeq lists its product as uncharacterized. Gene Ontology annotation, molecular function: chitin binding. The coding region runs from base 340 to 2037 and encodes 565 amino acids. Gene Ontology annotation, cellular component: extracellular region. NCBI's taxonomy places the organism in Eukaryota, Metazoa, Arthropoda, Insecta, Diptera, Calliphoridae. The record is from RefSeq and is a predicted model, not a curated record. The transcript has 7 exons.